AUGAACUACGUGGGGCAGUUAGCUGGUCAGGUCCUGGUCACAGUCAGGGAGCUGUACAAAGGACUGAAUCAGGCCACUCUGUCCGGCUGCAUCGACGUGAUCGUCGUCCAGCAGCCUGACGGAACCUUCCAGUGCUCCCCUUUCCACGUCCGCUUCGGGAAACUGGGUGUCUUGCGCUCCCGAGAGAAAGUGAUUGACAUCGAGGUGAACGGCUCGCCGGUGGACCUGCACAUGAAGCUGGGGGACAAUGGGGAGGCCUUCUUUGUCCAGGAGACCGAACAAGGAAAUGAAACGAUACCUGCCCACCUGGUAACAUCACCAAUCCCAACGGAGGAGCAGAUGUUCUGGGGGCGGGACUCUCGAGUGAUUGGCUCAUCUUUGGAAGGCGGUGGGUCGGAGGAGGAAAGGAAUGGAAUGGUGAAAAAGAAGAAAAGAAGGAGGAGAAAACACAAAACCACAGAGCAGAGAAGAGAGGAGUCAACAACGACAGCCUCAGUCAACCAAGCACAGUCAUUCUCUCCUGUGAAGGAGUGUCCUGAGCCCAGACAAUCAGUUCUAAAGCGUCUGGACAGCUACCCCCUGUCAGAUGGAGAGUGGUCUUCUGCCAUCAUAAACACCUCUGAGCCCAGCUCCCCCAAAAGUGACUCUGAGCUGAGUGUGAAGUGGCCAGAGAACUCCCUCAGGGACCACUCUCACAUGCAGUGGACGUGGGGAGAACUGCCCGAGGCCACCAAGGUCAGUCGCAGAGAGUGGACAGAGGCCCUGAAGACGGUUAACAUAACUCCGUCGGAGAACACCCAUUUCCGUGUCAUAUCUGACGCCGAUGUCACGUCACCGGGGACCACGUCGCCUCAGAGCUCCGUCCAACCCCUCUGUGCCAUCGUCAAACCCCGGCCUCGUACGCCCAGACCGGAACGUUCCGCCGUCGGUCUGGAAACACACGCGCACAAACCAGAGUCUCCCGUUUCCAAAUCAGAGCCUUACCUUGCCCAAUCAGAACCUUACCUCGCCCAAUCAGAGCCUCAUCUCCAAAAAGCUGAACUUUCCUCCGUGAGGCGGAAGAGCUCACUGACGGACGGCGGCUGCUGUCAGGAUUCUGGAACGCGCCCUGGGUCUGUGAUGUUUGUACCGCAGGCUGCCGUUCGCGUUCUGGGUGAAGUUAACAACUUCUGUCCUGAACCUAGAUCUCCCUCCAAAACAGACUCCCCCGGCAAGAAAAAAGUUGUGAGGAAGAGGAGUCAGCACCAGGGUCCAGAGGACAUUUAUCUGGAUGACCUUUCAGCUCUGGAUCCACAGGAGGCUGCCCGCUACUUCCCCAAAAGUGAGCCUGUAGCAGGACACUGGGAGGAGGAGCGUGUGCGAUCUGGCUCCCAGUCUCCCCAGUCAGUGUGCAGCACUGCGGCCGACAGUGGGACAGAGUGUCUGUCUGACUCUGCCUCUGAUCUGCCAAUCGUUUCAAUAUCUCUGUGUGGAGGCCUUGGAGAUAACGCCCAAGUCAACAAAGAGAAGUUUCUGGAACACAUUGUCACCUACCAGGAGUUUGCAGAAAACCCGGCCAUUAUCGAUAACCCAAACCUGGUGGUUCGGAUUAGCAACAGGUAUUAUAACUGGACCUUAGCAGCACCCCUGAUUCUCAGCAUGCAAGCAUUUCAGAAGAACUUGCCCAAGGCCACAGAGGAGGCCUGGGUGAAGGAGAAAAUGCCAAAAAAGUCCAAUCGUUGGUGGUUCUGGAGGAAGAGCAGUGUGAAACAAGUAGAGACCAAGCCAGAGUCAGGCGAUUCUCCCAGCAAAGGCCCCGCCCUCCGUCGGGAUAGCCCUACCCCACUGCAGGUGGCAGCAGACUCAUCCAGUGAUGAAGACUCUAAAGAGUUGAGUACAGUUGUCCCUACAGAACGCGUCCAGGCUGAAGGAAACACUCACACACAUUCUUACAAGAAGUCACUUCGACUGUCAUCUGAUCAGAUAGCUGGUUUGAAACUGAGGGAGGGGCCUAAUGAUGUGGUUUUCAGCAUAACCACACAGUACCAGGGCACGUGUCGCUGUGAGGGCACCAUCUACCUGUGGCACUGGAAUGACAAAAUCAUCAUCUCAGAUAUUGAUGGCACCAUCACCAAGUCAGACGUUUUUGGGCAGAUUCUCCCUCAGCUUGGCAAAGACUGGACUCAUCGGGGCAUAGCUAAACUCUACCAUACCAUACAUGAGAACGGCUAUAAGUUCCUGUAUUGUUCUGCCCGUGCGAUCGGGAUGGCAGGCAUGACCAGAGGAUAUUUACACUGGGUAAACGACAGAGGAACCAUAUUACCACGUGGCCCACUAAUGCUCUCUCCCAGCAGUCUCUUCUCAGCCUUCCACAGAGAAGUGAUUGAGAAGAAGCCAGAGAAGUUUAAGAUCGAGUGUCUGACAGACAUAAAGAAUCUCUUCCCCUCCAACACUCAGCCCUUCUACGCUGCCUUUGGCAACAGAAGCAACGAUGUGUUUGCCUAUAAACAUGCGGGGGUGCCGUUGUGUCGAAUCUUUACGGUGAAUCCUAAAGGAGAGGUGAUUCAGGAACAGAGCCGAGGAAACAAGACAUCGUACAGCAGACUCAGUGAAUUAGUGGAUCAUGUCUUUCCUCUGUUAAACAAAGAGCAGAACUCUGCCUUCAUUCACCCGGAAUUCAGCUCUUUCUGUUUCUGGAGGGAGCCAAUCGCCCCGGUCUCUGUGGACGACCUGCUGUUGCUCUGA
Molecule: messenger RNA, 2724 nt
Organism: Chanos chanos (milkfish)
Lineage: Eukaryota; Metazoa; Chordata; Actinopteri; Gonorynchiformes; Chanidae
Product: phosphatidate phosphatase LPIN2-like
Exons: 19
Coding region: 1-2724 (907 amino acids)
Biological process (GO): positive regulation of transcription by RNA polymerase II; triglyceride biosynthetic process; cellular response to insulin stimulus
Cellular component (GO): endoplasmic reticulum membrane; cytosol; nucleus
Molecular function (GO): phosphatidate phosphatase activity; transcription coactivator activity
Source: RefSeq, a predicted model, not a curated record